This is a messenger RNA of Pogonomyrmex barbatus (red harvester ant), 1616 nucleotides long. Its product is annotated as E3 ubiquitin-protein ligase RNF180-like. The record is from RefSeq and is a predicted model, not a curated record. Lineage: Eukaryota; Metazoa; Arthropoda; Insecta; Hymenoptera; Formicidae. Gene Ontology annotation, molecular function: ubiquitin conjugating enzyme binding; ubiquitin protein ligase activity. Gene Ontology annotation, cellular component: endoplasmic reticulum membrane. Gene Ontology annotation, biological process: protein polyubiquitination; positive regulation of proteasomal ubiquitin-dependent protein catabolic process; serotonin metabolic process.
GAUAAAAACUUUCUUUUUUUUUAAUUGAUAGAUGUAGAAAAGAACAGAAACAUUAAUGGAGCCAACCAGAACUCAAACUCAAGAUUCUUUGCUAUAAUAACCAUUCUUAAUUUCUUACCAAUCUAAUUGAUUCCUUACAGUUCCUAUAUUUUCUACGAUUAGUUUUCUAUUUAUGAUAAUACACUCCAAAUAUCCAGUAUUGGUAAGGUUGGAGAUUUACCAAAAGACAAAUCGAAUCAUUUUGUUUUUUUCUAAUAUUCAGUAAGAAGCAAAACCAGUGACUCUUGUGUUGAUUUGUCUCUUGUUGAAAAACUCUCGUUAUGUACAUUGGUUUUAGAUAGUUUUUUGUAACUGAACUAGUGUACACUCAUUGCACUUAAAAUGAAAUAGAUAUAUAUUUAAAGUUUGACAAAAGCGAGAUAGAAUUUUUUUUAAAUUGUUAUUCUGUCAAGUAGACAUAAUUGUAGCUACCGGACCUCCUAACAAUGUAUCAGAUCCACUUUUUUCCUAUUAAUUCUUUUUUCCACUCUUAAUCCCAGUGCAAUUAAGCACAAAGUGAAUUUUUUCCUUAAUCUAAAUAUAAGUUUCCACAUGAACUGUCAAAAAUUACAGAACAAUAUGGGGCGAAGGCCAAAUUUGAAUCUGCUAUUCAUCGACUGAGUCAAUCGCAUUGAACACUGAGCCAUACGAAUGAGACGGAAUGUUUUAGAUAUUCUGUCUGUAUCGUUGCAUUUCUACAAAUGGAAGUGAGAUGCAGGCAUUGUUGUAAAUCUCUUUUCAAGGGUGACUCUGUUUUAUUUAAUGCGCAUCACGAGGUGAAGCAAGAUGCAGCAAAUAUGAAAUGUCAAUUGAAUGAAUUUGAUUGCUGUUCUUACAUGACUCUGGAAAAUGUACCGGAUUGGAUUAUGAAUGCAAUUGAUCAGAAAUCUUGGAUCAAAGGAAAGUUAUACUGUCCAUACUGCAACAGUCGCUUAGGAUCUUUCAACUUUGUGAAUGAGAUGAAGUGUUGUUGCAAUGAAUACGUGAAACCUCCUAUAAGAAUAGUUAACUCUAAAGUAGACAUAUUAUGUGAAAGCUUAAAACAAUAAAUAAAAACAUUCUAUGUACAUAUUGAUCCAUAUUUCGAAUCCUCUUUUAUUGAUAAAAUUGUCUCUAAAAGUGUCUCACAAGAGCCAUUUUUAGAGGAACUUUUAUCGAUAAAAGAGGAUUCAGAAUAUAGACUAUAAUCUAUGUGAUAUAUGUUAUAUAUUUCUAGAAAUUACGUUCAUAAUUUAAAAUCCUGAAAUUGUAGAAAAUAUAUUUUUGCAGAAAUAAUUUUUCUUAUGUUACUUAAAUCGUGUUGUGUCGAUUUCCUUAAUUUGAUGCAGUACAAAAAUUUUCCAUUAUUGCAAUCAUAAAUAAUAAUGUCAUAAAUAAUAAUAAAAUCUACUGGUCAAGCUUUUACUAUUCUUUUGUUACAAUUUUUAUUACACAGUUCUCGUUUACUUAUUUACACUGUAUUUAUUUAAACUUCGAUCAUUUGCUAAAGAUAGCUCAAAUGUGAGCCGGAACAUACGUAAUGUAUUGAAUUGUAUACAUUAAGAUUACUAAUAUAUUUGCGCACAUUGUUAACCUAA